Frieseomelitta varia is the source of this 5926-nucleotide messenger RNA. It is a transcript of the gene stau, whose product is annotated as double-stranded RNA-binding protein Staufen homolog 2. The transcript has 9 exons. The record is from RefSeq and is a predicted model, not a curated record. NCBI's taxonomy places the organism in Eukaryota, Metazoa, Arthropoda, Insecta, Hymenoptera, Apidae. The coding region runs from base 207 to 2549 and encodes 780 amino acids.
AGACGGUGGCCGAGAGGCUCACAUCAAAAUGGCCGCAUUUUAGUCUACAGACGAUUUUUCUUUACUGUUUGCCAAUAGCCGCGUGAAGGGCCUGGCAGUGUUCCCUUAAGUGGCAGAUCUGUUUCGCCGGAAAUUUCGCUGUUGAAUAAUCUGAAAAUUUUCGUGAAAUAGAACAAACUUCGGUUGCGUGUGCAUAAUUUUUGUACAUGAUGUUACGUCACCAACAUCAUACAAUGCAAAACCAACUUCGAGAUCAUAACAGAAUGGGUGGUCCGAUGCGGCCUAUGCAGCAGGCAAAUAUGGCCCCUUUACAUCAGCCUCAGCAUCCGUUACCGCAUCGGAAUCCUCAUCAACAAAUACUGUCCAUGCCCCCCCAUCAACAACAUAUUCAUCACAUGCAACACCCUGGACCACCACAUGGAAAUCCAAGGCAGCCAAUGUUGAUGGGCAUGAAUGCACACAAUACAAAUGGUACCAUGGUUAGCGUCAGUCUAAAGGAUCAAGCAAACACUGUUUCUGUGACUCUACAAAAUCCAAAUAUACCACCACAGUAUCCACAACCGCAAAAUAAUCAACGAAAUCACCCACUUCCACAGCAACACAUUCAACAACCGCAAAGCAUAGAAUCAAAUAAACCAGUUACAAAUGAAACAAACAGUGGAGAGUCCAGAGAUCAGAGUCCACCUCAAAAUCACGUUAAUGUGACUGAUUCAGCUUUGGCAAACAUGAAAGAAAAAACACCAAUGUGCUUGUUGAAUGAGUUAGCACGUUUUAAUAAGAUUCAGCAUCAAUAUAGGUUGACUAAUGAACAAGGACCAGCGCACAAGAAACGAUUUACCGUAACGCUAAGAUUGGGAGAAGAAGAAUAUGUUGCUGAAGGUCCUAGCAUUAAAAAGGCUCAACAUAGUGCUGCUACUGAAGCGUUAACAAAGACCUGGUAUCAACGACCCCCACCAAAACCGACAAAGACAAUGAGAGUUGGACAUCCAGGAAAAUUCAGUGGCCCAGGAAAUUUGCCACCAACUGUCGAAUUAAAUGCUUUGGCUAUGAAAAGAGGAGAAGCUACUGUCUAUACUUUCAGACAAGCUCCACCAGCAGGAUUACAACAAUAUGUUACAAAUAGUUUAGGACACUUUCCUCGAAUAUUUAAUCCACGUUUCCCUACAUAUAAUCGUGGUUUCCAUGCGGAACCUCAAUUAUAUCUUGUAUCUUUGAAGGUAGGAGAACGUGAAUUUAUUGGUAGGGGUCUGACAGGUCAAGCAGCACGACAUGAUGCAGCAAGUAAAGCUCUAGAACAAUUGCGCCAAUUGCCAUUACCGGAAGAAGUAACAAAUACUUGUAACAGUGGCGAAAAUGGUACAUUAGGUGAAGUUAAAGAUCCGAUUGCAGAGUUGAAGAGCCCUGUGUCAUUAGUUCACGAAAAAGCAUUAAAACGUGGCUUACCUGUUAGUUUUGAAGUUAUAUCAGAAAUUGGUAAGCCUCAUAUUCGGACAUUCAGAACAAAAUGUACUGUCGGAGAUAAAUUUACAUUGGGAGAAGGACCUUCAAAGAAAAUAUCAAAGAAACACGCAGCGGAGUUUAUGUUAGAAGAACUCAAUCGUCUACCUCCGUUGCCUGAAACUAUUCAAAAUCGCCUAGUACGUGUGAAGCGCAAACCACCGGCAACGAAGAAGAAGUCUCGAAAUCUUAUAAAAGUUUAUCAAGAACCACGUUCUGAGUCUGACGCUGCAGAGGAAGUUAAUCCGGUUUCACGAUUGGAUCAAAUACAACAAGCUAAACGAGAAAAGGAACCUGUCUACAAUCUGAUUGAAGAAAAGGGUGCUCCGAGGCGAAAAGAAUUCGUUAUGGAAGUUACUAUGGGACAACAUUCUGCUCAAGGAAUAGGUCCCAAUAAAAAGUUAGCUAAGAGAGCUGCUGCAGAAGCUCUUUUAGCACAGUUAGGUUACAGUAAGCCUCAACCACAACCGACGAAGCCAUCGAUUAAAACAGGAGAAAGUGAAAAUACCGAACAACAAAAACCUAGAAAAGUCACUUUCUUAGAAGAUGAGCAAAUUAAUGAAACUCAACCUCAUCCACCAGUAGGAGGAACUAUUGGACGUCAGUUAGUACCUGGACUUUUAUUAGUGGAUGGAGGUCAAGAAUCCAAAUUAGGCAGCGGACCUAGCGUACAAAUUGUUGCUGAAGAACUACGAGGACAACAGCAACAAAAUCCACCCACUGUUUCUCCCAAAGAUCAAUUAAAAUAUUUGUCUCAGUUAUUUAACUUCAGCGUGGAAUUUAAUGAUUUUCCAAAGGGAGCAGUAAACAAAGAAUAUUUAUCACUUGUAACAUUAAGUACAGAUCCACCACAAGUUUGUCAUGGCAAUGGGCCAACAAGAACUGCGAGCCGUAAUCAAGCAGCAUUGAAAGCUCUAUGUACUUUAAGUAAGCUGGGUCUUGAUAAUACAUCCAACUCGCAGACAAAAAAAGAUAAAGGUGCGUCUGGGGAUGGAAUACAUAUUAGUAUUCAAGUAAAAAAUAAUAUGAUGGAUGGAACUAUUGAUAAGUAAUUAUAUAGUAUUUAAGACUUACAUAUAAGUUUAAUUUACAUUGCCCUUUUAAGGCAUUGCAAAGGAAAAUUAACUCGAGGACAUUUCAGAAAGUCAUUGAUGAGAACAAUAUAUCCGAAAACAAAUUUUACAAAGCAAGUGAUUUCAUUGUAGGUUUAGUAUUAAUAGCAAAUAUUAAUAUUAAACCUUAAAUCUUUUUGAAUACCGUGAUGAACUUUUUAAAAUGAUUGAAUUCUCUUUAUUAGAUAGACAAACAUUGUUUUGUUUCAUUCUAUUCAUAUGUGUUUCUACUAUUUUUAUUGUGUAUCAGGAAUGCAAGUUUUUAUUUUUAUUAAUAUGUAUGUUGUUUUUAUGUAUUCUCUUUAAAUUAUUUUUUAUAUAGUAUUAAUCAUGUGUUCUAUUUUUAUUAAUAUAUUUACAUAUAUUACAGUUAUUGAAUGAACUAAUUGGAGGGAAAAUGAGUCUUCUUGAUCUAUCUCUCUGGGCCUUAUUGCACGGUAACUUCGAUAUUGAAUCACCGAUGACUCUUGAUCUUCAUACAUAACGCCAUUGCUUCUUUAACUUAAUGCAGAUUUCGAAGAUCGCAGAUUUUGAAGAUCAGUAGCUUUUUAUGAAGGAUCAAUCUUUUGCAGUGCCUUAAUCGCAUCAAAAAAUUGCUCAAGCACCAAUAUAUAAAUAACAUCCCCCUUUUUUUUUCUUUUCUUUUCUUCUUUAACUUAUUAACGCCCACUUGAAAUCUUAAAUUAUUAUAUUAAAAUUUUAUUAUAUUGAUUAUAAUAAUUAUAUUGAAAUUUUAUUGAAAAAAUCUUAUAUGAAAGACGUGCAUUUAAAAAUUUGGUAUGUUAUUUUACUUGUUAUGUUUUACUUAUAUAUCUUCCAAAAAGUGAUGAUAUUGUUAUUGAAAGCAAAGUUAUGCGAUUAUAAUAUUCGGUUAAAAGUACAACAUACUUAUCUGCAAAGAUUUGAUAUUCAUUUAAAAUGAUUAGUUUUUGGAUGUUAUACAUUACAAAGACAAAAUAAUAAAUGGAGAAACAAUUUAAAAUGCGAUAUUUGGAAAUUUCAUUGGCAAAUAAUAUCGGGUGUAUUUCUUUGAAUAUAGCGGGCGUUAAUGAGUUAAUGGAAACUGAUCGUUUGCAGCAGCCUUUCUGCGACGAUUAUAAGUAUGGUACAAAACGUAGGGCUUGCAUAGUUACGUAAAUGAGUAUAUAUUAUUAUUUAAAUCAUGUUUUGUACGCUUAAACAUAUAAUAAAGAGGUGUUAUUGGUGCUUGAUCAAGAUUGUGAUCUUAACAGUGGUUAUUAAUUCUAUUAUAUUUAUUAUGAUAAUUUCAUUGAUAGGAUCACAAUCAAAAAACAUAAAUUGUUUAAAUAUGACAAAUGAAAUGGUCAUUUUCCAGAGUCAUGGUUUAUGAUCAUGAAAGCAUUGUAGAAACGUUAAGCGAAAAAUAUUAAAAUCUGAGAUGAAAUGCGGCCAUCUCCUAAUUUCUUUAUUUAAUCCUUGGCUUUCUCAUUCUUACGAAUAAAAUAUCUGUUAUGUCUUAUUACCUACUACACAUAUAAACCAGUGAAACAAUUUCAUGAAUUUUCAUUUGUAUUUAUACUUAGAUCGAAAAACGACUUCAAUAAGGUCAUCUUAUUUUGUAGAAAAAUUUUUCACCGUUUUGUUGAGCAAAGCGGAAUUUUUCUUAAUAAUGGUUAAUUUUGAAAUUGUAUAUAACAACCAAUACGAAGCAAGCUCAUUUUUCAAAACGAGAUUCGACAAGAAAUCUUGAGGACUUAUAUGUAUUAAGUGUCUCCAACUGAGAAAUAAGUUAUUAUUAAGAAUGCUUUAUUAAAUUAAUAUGAUUUACAAAAUUGAACACAAACAGAUAAAAAAAUGAUAAAGAUUUGGCGAUUGGUUGGGGACUCUUUAAACGUACUCAGUUGUUCUACGAGUUUCCGUUUUCAAAUUUGUAAAAUUGAAGAAAGGUAAUGUGAUAUAUUCAUAUUAUUGCCCCAAUUUGCUUUUCUAUGGGGCCUAGAAGCACUCUGGGGUUACAUUCGUGUUUUACAAGAUACUGAGAAGUAAAGGACAUUCGAAUUUUCAUACAUCCGUUAUCUAAAGUAAAAGAUGAUCUGGAUGUACUGGAAAUUAUAGAUAAGAUGGUAAUAAUUCAAAAUUUGCCUCGUUGAGUCGUAAUUAUUAUUGAAAUGUGUUUGAUUUAAAUUUAUCAAGAACCCGUAUGAGACUAUACUUUGAGAAACAACGUCGCCGAAUUUUGUCUUAUUGCCAGAAGUGUAUAACGAUACUAAGUUGGUGAUGAUAUAAAGAAUAUCCAAUAAUGAAUGAAGAUAACGUCGAAAAAUAGACUUCGUUCUAUCUAUAUAAGAUACUAUGUUUCUUCUUCUGAAGACUUAUCUUAUAUUCAUUAUUCUCAUCAUUUUACAGGUUUCUUAAAUAUUACGAACCCUGGAAAAAGAAAAAAAAAAAAGAAAAAGUAAAAAAAACAUACACAAAUGAUUGUGAAAUUUUAGUAACGUACUGAUUACUUUUUCACAAUACGUAAUACACUUCGUAUCACGUAUAGGAGGAUAAGAAGGAAUACUUAUUAUUUACAAUAUUUUUUUCUUUCAGAUAACCUUUCAUAACGCGAAAUUUUCUGAAUAAUUUAUAGGUCACUCGAGGACGAGUUAAUAAAUGUUCCUUUUUCUGAGAUAUCGCUUCAUAGGUGAGCCUUCCUUCUUCACGUGGGAUUCAAUGUUUUAAAUAAAAGAGACAAGGGAAAAGAGUCGUGAUAAACCUCUUUCGCAUAGUUUUUUUUCAGUAAAAAAAAAAAGAGAGAAAGAAUGAAAAAGAAAGAGAAACAUGAAUCCUACGAAAGUGUACCCCUAUUGCAGGACCUAUUUUAUCCGCGUAAACUGUAAUACAAUAGUUAGUCGUAACAAUAAGUGAAUAAAGUAUUAAUACUAAGAUGUAUGAAGUGGAAGUAUCUCUACGUAAUACAAAGAUAAAUGUGAUUCCGAGAGAUAACGCGGAUGUAUUAGAAUAAAAGGUCAUAUUCUAAAUACUUUUAUUUUACAAGUAACGGUUUUCUUUUAGAUCUAUAACUAUUGGACAAUUAUACUAUCGGCACGGAAGUUUACAACCUGACUAUUAUUAAACUGUAAAUUAUUUAUACCGUAGUAACAUACGUAUUCGCUUUGUGUUUCAAUCUAUUGAAGAAUAAAUGCACAAAAAUUUCCCUUUAUUUUUAAUAUUUUCAACAAUUGAAGUUAUUUAUUGUUUUCGUUUCGAAUAAUUGAAACAUUAAGUGUAUUUAAAUCACGUAUCGAUAGUUAAAGUAUUAAUUUCAGUGGAAGUAGUUGGAAAUGCGAAUGAUUCACCCAAAAAUUUCUGUU